Messenger RNA from Carassius auratus (goldfish), 1883 nucleotides. Its product is annotated as MSS51 mitochondrial translational activator. The record is from RefSeq and is a predicted model, not a curated record. The transcript has 6 exons. The coding region runs from base 158 to 1297 and encodes 379 amino acids. NCBI's taxonomy places the organism in Eukaryota, Metazoa, Chordata, Actinopteri, Cypriniformes, Cyprinidae.
CCCGUGGACAUGUGGACACCCGAGAAUCGUCUCGCGCAGAAGCCUCGAGAAAACCCCCGCACGGCCGCGCGCAGCUAUAAAACACGCGCGUCACCCGCCACCGACGGAAGACACCCGUUCAGUCUCACCGCAUCAGCGAACGAGUGACCUCAAAACAAUGAACUGCUCCAACAGUGUUUCAGACAGUAAGGCCGAUAAGCCUCUUACGUUCCGCUCGGUGAAGGAGAUGUUUGAGAAAAUGGAGGAAUCGUUUAAAAUAUGUGCGCGGUGUGAGAGACUCCCGUCACAGGUCGCAGACUCUCUGAAGAGAUGCACACGCUGUCUGAAUGUGUAUUACUGCAGUAAAGAGUGUCAGAAGAAAGACUGGCCUCAACAUAAACUCUACUGCGAUAAACUACGCAUGGCGGCGGUGGACAGACACGUCGAGUGGCUCCUUUAUAAAGGAGAUCUCCCUUUCCCUACGGAGGCAUGGUCUCGUCCCGCGAACAAAGUCAGCUGUUGGAAAGAUUGGUUGUCCAUGCAGGGAGAUCUGACGUCUCGUCUGGAGCCCAUCCUGUCUGGACAAAACAUGACAGAGCUCUGGACCAAUGCCUGCAGGCCGCGGCCGGAGGAGGCGGAGCUCCGUGAGUCUGUGUGGCGAGUGUGCAGUGAGUUUCUCUCCCGGCCUCUUACGAUCGGAAUGGGAGUGAGGAUGUUUAACCUGGACCCGUACUCACGGCCGCUCACCAUUCACGUGGUGGGAGCCACUCACAACGAGACCCUGGGAGCCAGAACCACAGACAUGGACGAGCUCGGCCGCAUGUUCCCGGGGAACCAGGGGCUAGAAGUGGUGAUGGUGGGGCCCGAGGUGGUCCAGGGGCCCAUCAUGAGGCCCCCGCUGAGAGCGUUCGGACCCCGGGGAAAAGUGUACAUCAGCGCUUACAAGGGCCUGUACCAUCAGUUCUGGGAGGAAGUUGUGGAGAAAGGAGAAGCAGCCAAACCUAAUCUAGUGGUUGGAUUUCAUCCAGAGUUUGAGGGACAGGAAGUGAAUCAGGAUUGGUUGGCGACACUCCUGCUGCUACGAGAUUAUAAUAUCCCCACUUUAUUCACUAUGAUCAACAAUGAGGAGCUGCAGAGUACUCUUCAUGUGUUUAUGGAGCUGGAGAUGGAUGUGAAGGACACCGGCUCAAACCCCUUCAGCUCUCUGAAACCCGAACAACUGCCAAAAAGCCCUAACAAAGCACUCAUUUAUGCCAACUCUCACUAUGUUUCUUUCCGGGGACUGCUGGAGGUGAAAGAGGAGGAAGAACACAACUAAUGCUGGACAUUUUUCAAUGCACAUUUAAAUAAAUAAAUAAAUGUGAUGUGAAAAUAUGGGAUUAAUGAAUUUAUAUUUUUGAUAUGUCUUUGUCUGCAUUUAGCUGUUUUAUACCUCAUUGAUUCUAUCUGCCUUAAGUGCUUCAACGAUUAUGCAAAAUCAUGCAAAUAUACUGAUAAAUCAACGUGUGUUUAAAGAUAAACUCAGCUUAGCAUACAAAUGAUAGUACAGUUCAAACACAACUACAUUUAUUUGCAAAAAUUGUAAAACCGUUUGCAACUAUCAGGAGCUUCAAAUAUUUGAGAGUUUUUUUUAAUUUUUAUUCUGGAAAUCUGUUUCUGGAAACUGUGUGUAUACAGUCUGAAUAUUAAUUUAGGAUUCAUUUUAAAAAUUUUAAUAAGUGUGUGUGUGUGUGUGAAAUAUUUAAUAUUCGACAACUGUUUUGCUAUAGAAAUGUUAAAUGACCCACAGUAAUAUGCAAUUUUAUAAAAAUUCCCUUGAGCUAUUUUGAAUUGAAGCUAUAAUUUAUGCAAUUCGUGUAAUUCAUAACUAAAUGUGACGUGUGAUCAUGUGUGAAUAAAUACAU